GUUGCUAGUUUUUACUACAAUGUUUACAUUUGGAUGAAUAGUGAAUGGGAGGAGAAGGUGCAUGUUUGAUGACUGAAUGUGAUUUAUUUUAUGUUCUAUUGGCUUGUGUAUGGUAAUUGAACAACAUGCUGAGGGAAGUGAAUGAGAGGUGGUGACAGAAUCAGGUGCUCCACUUUCAGAAGAAUAGAAUUCACAAUGGAGCAACUCUUGAAAACUAAUCCAGUAUGGAUGACUACAGUUAUUACUUUCUUCUUGCUUUGGUGCCCAGUCUUCUCUGCUGUAGAAGAUGGAAUUGUAAUUGUGGUUGUGAAUCAGAAAACGUUUCAACAUGCUGAAGAGGCAAGACUGUUGGCUGAGGAUAUUACUGAACAGCUCAGAAAAAUUAAUCAGAAAGGUGCAGUCCAUGUAGCUACAGAUGACUGGGAGGAUGAAGCUGCCUGGACCUAUUACCCACUCUUAGAGAAAUUAAGCAGCAGACAUGGCAGCAACAGUUCCUGGUGUGUGUUUCUCGAUGAGAAGUCCCUGCUCAAUCUCCAAAAACUUCUUUCUGUUCUUCAGAAAUACCCCAAAGACAAGGAGUUGUUCCUAGGACGUGCCGUGUGGGACCGCCAAGACACAAUCAUCCACCACUUUGACUCCGUGGACCGCAAGAAACCCUUCCUCUACCCAGACACAAGGGCUGGGAUGGCGCUGUCCACCCCACUUAUCAAGAGACUGACAAAGAGAUGGCUAGAUGCAACAACAAGACCCAAGAUUGAUUUUACCAUCGAUGCUCAGUAUGAAUUUGCUCGCUUUGUAGAGUCAGCGGGAAUAAAGCUCACCAAUGAGCGUACUUUCUGUGUAGGAGGUGAAGCGGAAACCUGCGCUGUCACCUUCCAACCUCGUAAAACCUGCGUACUGGAUCAAGAUGGGGAGCUGAAGACGGAGGAAAUCCACGUGGCAGUGAAGACAUGCUCACACUUCCACGACGAGCGACUUCCUGUCAUCAAAGACACUUGGCUUCCUGAUGCCCCCAACCAUGGCCUUUAUAGUGACAGAGAAGAUCCAGACUGGGGCACAGUUUCUCUCGGCAUCCCCAACACAGAAAGGGGGCACUGUGGGAAAACUCUUGCCAUCAUACGCCAUGUGGAGGAUCUUGAUACAUCUAUGAAGUGGCUUGCAAUUGUUGAUGAUGACACCCUUAUCAGCAUUCCUCGUCUGAAGUCACUUCUGGCCUGUUAUGAUUCUGAUGAAAUGGUUGCCAUUGGAGAGCGGUAUGGCUACAUGGCAGUCAAAAGACAUGGCUACGACUACAUCACUGGAGGGGGCGGGAUGAUCUUCAGUCGUGCACUGGUGGAAGAACUUGCAGACCCUGAUGUGUGCAGCUGUCCAACCAUAGACACCCCAGACGAUAUGUUCCUUGGGGUAUGUCUGGCACGUCUCUCAGUGCCAGUAACUCAUGCAGAAGGAUUCCACCAGAGCCGCCCCAUGGAUUACCCCCCAGAGCUGCUUCAGCCAGAACCUCUCAUCUCAUUCCACAAGCACUGGAUGAUUGACCCUCGUGAAAUCUACGCCCAGUGGCUCGAUGACAGCCCUAAUGUUAUGGAAAGGCAGCAGCGGAAGGAGCCAUCGACCUCAAAAGGCCACAGUGAAUUGUAGAGUCUAGAUUAGUGUUUAGGAGAGUUGCUUGUGCAAGAGUAGCUGCUUUGAGAAUGUUGGAGGAAGGACAUCCAUGGCUAUUGAUAUUAUUUUAUUUUCUGUAUUCAUGUCAGGUUUUUGUGGGGGUUAGAGUCAUUAAGACAAUCAUGCUUUAGGAUGAAAUUUUAUCUUUUAUAUGUAUUUGUUGCUGAAGCACUAUAUAUUGAUUAUUAUUAUCAUUAUUAUUUUGGCCUUGUUUUCAUGUGAAUUAUCAGGAUCUUUGUGGAUAAUCACACCCCCAUGAAAGUUUUUAUAUCUUUGAUAUUAGAUCCUACAUUAACUGAGAGAGAUAUGGAAAAGGUUGUACAUUGCCACAAUAACUGUGCCUUUCUGUGUGAAUGGACCACUGUGAUAUAAUCUUUUUCUCUUGUAGUUAAAGACAGACCAAUGAAAGCAAACACUGCCCAUUUUACUUGAAGUAAAGAUCACAUCUUAGGGUUGGCCUCUUAUGGGAUAUUUUUUUCACAGUGUGAUGUUCUUUAAGGAAUAUGACAUAUCAUGGCAGAUUAUAUGCUUGAAAAUCAGUGCAUAUAAUUUUUCCAGUAGAUUGCCUUCUUUUAAACAAUUAAAUGCUGCAUAUAUAUAGUUAUGAAACUAGUGAACAGUAUUUAGGGGAAAUGAAUAAGAGCUGUAAAACAAUUCUUGCUCUUCUUAUCAUAAAAAGCAUUGAUCAUAACAAAUGUUCUAAGCGUGACAUUAGAAAUGCUAACUAAAGGAAAGAGUAUCAUCCCAUUAAAAAAUCUAAUUUACAUUAGAAGUUAAGGAGGGUUACAAGGAAUUGCGUUGAGAAGAAAUAUUAUCAUAUUGUAGUUAACUAGAAGUGAUUUAGGAUUAUGGAAACAGAGAAUGCAAAAACAAUGAAUAUUGAUUCAAGUGGUUCUUUCAGUAUUAAAAGAUAGUCACUUAUACAAAUAGACAUUGUUUAGUAUAUUAUAAGCUGCAAAUGUAUUUGUAUAUGCAAUGCACUGACUGAAAUGUAAAAUACACAUAUCAUUUUCAUAGAUGUGUUUAAAGAAUAAAGUGAAAGAAUUUGUACUACAGUUGUGCAGCCAACAGUGUGAUGCUACAAAUAGAACUAGUACAAAAAGGCAUUUAGUAUUUGAUUUGCAUUUGCUUUUGUUGUAUGUUGGGUUCUGUUUUGUGUGAUUUUUGAUGUUGCAUUUUGCAGAAUCAGUAUUGUGUAUUGUAUUUGGUUAUGUGACAUUUUUUCUAUACUGUUAGAGGGUGAUAAGAUAAAGGAAAAUACAUAUGGAUAAGCUUAAUUACCAGUUAUUAUCAGAAUCUCUUUGUAACAUAGGUUUUUUUACUCACUAAUUUUCGUUUGCAUUUUUUUCUGUAUAUAUCUUUUUCUUUUCUUCUUGUAAUAUAAUAUCAAAUAAUUACACAGUAGAUAUGUGCUCAUGGUGCCAUUUAGAUAUCUCGAAGUCUAAUAUUUUUUUACCGUAACAGUUUGUUUGUACGACAAUGAGCAGUAUGACAAACAGAAUGCUCAAGCUGUAUACCCUUUGGAUGGCUAUUUAAUUACUGUAUCAUAUUUUUGUUGACUAGUUUAGGUAAAGUUAUUAUAUUAUGUCAGUUCUUAUAUUCUAUAUCCAUUUUUAUUUGAAACUGUCUUGAUGCAGCAUAUCAUCGGAGUUGAAUAAAUAUGAAUUGA
Penaeus indicus is the source of this 3331-nucleotide messenger RNA. Its product is annotated as beta-1,3-glucosyltransferase-like. The coding region runs from base 142 to 1638 and encodes 498 amino acids. Lineage: Eukaryota; Metazoa; Arthropoda; Malacostraca; Decapoda; Penaeidae. The transcript has 13 exons. The record is from RefSeq and is a predicted model, not a curated record. Gene Ontology annotation, cellular component: membrane. Gene Ontology annotation, molecular function: acetylglucosaminyltransferase activity.